AUGAAGACCAUAAUGGCAGCCAAAUCCCCGCAUGACUCUUCUUUCUCCUUCUCAAGGAGGUACUUCCAUUGGAAAAAGAAGCCAUCUUUGGAUGAGGAUGACGAGGAAGAAAUCCUCAACAUAACUUCAUCCUCACAUUUUCCUGAAGAUGAAGAGGAUCAUGAUCAUGAUCAUGAUCAUAACCACUUUACAAUCCAAAUGCCACCACAACUUGAUGGUGCCAUUGUGCCAAUGGAAAAGAAUAAGAAGAAUAAGAACAAGCAGCAUUCAAAGUUGAAGUCAGCACUAACAGUGUUCAUGACCAAAAGAGGUUCACUUCUACACAAUCCAAGCCUUGGCACACGUGUGGUGGGGACCCUCUUUGGCCACCGUCGUGGGCACGUGCAUUUUUCAUUCCAAGAGGACCCAAAAUUGGGCCCUGCAUUCUUGAUAGAGUUAGCAACACCCACGAGUGUUUUGGUUAGGGAAAUGGCUUCUGGGUUGGUGAGGAUUGCAUUGGAGUGUGAGAAGAAAGAGCAUAGCAAUGGUAGUAGCAAGGGUGUGAAGUUGGUGGAUGAACCACUUUGGAGGACUUAUUGCAAUGGUAGAAAAUGUGGGUAUGCAAAUAGGCGUGAAUGUGGGCCUGAAGAGUGGAAGAUUUUGAAGGCUGUUGAGCCCAUUUCAAUGGGUGCUGGUGUGUUGCCAAUGCCAGGUUGUGGGAAUGGAGUUGGGUCCGAAGGUGAGCUCAUGUACAUGAGAGCCAAGUAUGAGAGGGUUGUGGGGUCCAAAGAUUCUCAAGCCUUCUACAUGAUCAACCCUGAUGCUAGUGGGGGUCCUGAACUCAGCAUUUACUUGCUUAGAGUUUAA
Molecule: messenger RNA, 846 nt
Organism: Abrus precatorius (Indian licorice)
Lineage: Eukaryota; Viridiplantae; Streptophyta; Magnoliopsida; Fabales; Fabaceae
Product: protein MIZU-KUSSEI 1
Exons: 1
Coding region: 1-846 (281 amino acids)
Biological process (GO): hydrotropism
Source: RefSeq, a predicted model, not a curated record